Messenger RNA from Diachasma alloeum, 762 nucleotides. RefSeq names its product 40S ribosomal protein S8 (gene RpS8). The record is from RefSeq and is a predicted model, not a curated record. Bases 85 to 711 code for a protein of 208 amino acids. Gene Ontology annotation, cellular component: ribosome; cytosolic small ribosomal subunit. Gene Ontology annotation, biological process: translation; maturation of SSU-rRNA from tricistronic rRNA transcript (SSU-rRNA, 5.8S rRNA, LSU-rRNA). Gene Ontology annotation, molecular function: structural constituent of ribosome. NCBI's taxonomy places the organism in Eukaryota, Metazoa, Arthropoda, Insecta, Hymenoptera, Braconidae. The transcript is spliced from 5 exons.
GCCUUUGGGAACUCGCUCCACCGGAAGUCGAGGGAUUUAUCUCUGUCGUUCCUAGUUUAAGGCCUUUUCGGUCGCUCUUGCACGAUGGGUAUUUCCAGGGAUCACUGGCAUAAGCGACGUGCCACAGGAGGCAAGAGGAAGCCUCUGAGGAAGAAGAGGAAGUUCGAGUUGGGACGUCCUGCUGCCAACACCAAGCUUGGUGCCCAGAGAAUCCACACAGUACGUACACGUGGUGGAAACAAAAAAUACAGAGCCCUUCGUCUGGACACUGGAAACUUCUCGUGGGGAUCCGAGUGCUCCACCCGCAAGACUCGUAUCAUCGACGUGGUGUACAAUGCCUCCAACAACGAGUUGGUGAGAACCAAGACUUUGGUUAAGAAUGCCAUCGUUACCAUCGACGCCACCCCCUUCAGACAGUGGUACGAGAGCCACUACGCCACCCCUUUGGGACGUAAACGUGGAGCUAAAUUGACUGAAGCCGAGGAGGAGGCACUUAACAAGAAGAGAUCGAAGAAGUGUGAGGCUAAAUACAAGGCCAGGCAACGAUUCGCCAAGGUAGAACCAGCAUUGGAGGAACAGUUUGCUACUGGACGUGUUCUUGCUUGUGUUGCAAGUCGACCAGGUCAGUGUGGGCGAGCGGAUGGUUACAUUCUGGAAGGCAAAGAGCUCGAGUUCUACAUGCGAAAGAUCAAGAGCAAGAAAGCCAAAUAAAUGUACCACCACAAUUUAAUAAUAAAAUACAAACGUAUGUAAAAAAAAAGU